Molecule: messenger RNA, 1020 nt
Organism: Diospyros lotus (date-plum)
Lineage: Eukaryota; Viridiplantae; Streptophyta; Magnoliopsida; Ericales; Ebenaceae
Product: LEAF RUST 10 DISEASE-RESISTANCE LOCUS RECEPTOR-LIKE PROTEIN KINASE-like 1.1
Exons: 4
Coding region: 1-1020 (339 amino acids)
Biological process (GO): protein phosphorylation
Molecular function (GO): ATP binding; protein kinase activity
Source: RefSeq, a predicted model, not a curated record
AUGAAUCUUGCAGCUAUGCCUACUGUUACUUCUCUAUCUUCAGCAGUAUCAUUGGCCAAACCUCAAACUGAUCCUUCCCUUAGACGGAAGUAUGUCUCUUCACAUCUGUUGUCAAGGAACAUUUCCGCUGAUCCUUCAGCUGAGAUUGAAUUUAGCGGUGUCUUCUUCGGAGUUCCUUUCUUCAAAUAUGCUGAACUUGAACAAGCGACAGACAAUUUCCAUCCUUCCAAUGAGCUCGGAGAUGGAGGUUUUGGCACUGUCUACCAUGGGAUACUUCAGGAUGGAAGGGAAGUGGCAGCUAAACGCCUAUACGAACACAACUCGAGGCGCGUGAUGCAAUUCCUGAAUGAACUCGAAAUCCUAACCUGCCUGCGCCAUCCCAAUCUUGUUUCCCUUUACGGCUGCACUUCACGCCACAGCCGGGAACUGUUGCUUGUUUAUGAGUACAUUCCUAAUGGCACUCUGGCCGAUCACAUCCAUGGCGACCGAGCCAAGGAUGGCUUGCUCACAUGGUCUAUUCGGAUGAGCAUAGCCGUGGAAACUGCCAGUGCAUUGGCAUACCUCCACGCUAUUGAUAUCAGCCACCGCGAUAUCAAGACUGACAACAUACUACUCGACAACAACUUUUCUGUCAAAGUUGCUGAUUUCGGGCUUUCAAGACUCCUCCCAACCGAUGUGACACACGUCUCGACAGCUCCACAGGGGACUCCCGGCUAUGUUGAUCCGGAAUAUUACCAAUCUUACCAACUUACUGAUAGGAGUGACGUUUAUAGCUUUGGAGUUAUGCUCAUUGAGCUCAUAUCGUCCAUGCCUGCCGUUGACAUUAGCAGACAUAGGCAUGAGAUUAAUUUGGCUAACUUAGCAAUAAACCGAAUCCAGAACCGUGCAUUUAAUGAGCUGAUUGAUCCUUCUCUUGGGUUUGAGUCAAACACUUCAGUCGAAAGGGUGACUACAUCAGUGGAAGAGGUGGCUUUUCUAUGCCUACAACUCGCAAAAGGAAAUGAGGCCAAGCAUGAAUGA